UCGGUUCAGUUCCAGUUUGGCUUCCUCCGGUCCUCGGGGCUUGGGGCCCGCCUUUGAGAGAAGGGGCCUGGCCACCCGUCCACCGAUGCCGGGACCACGUCCCCUGCCACGGGCACCGCGCAGGACACGGACAGCACAGCCGGACGAACGCGGGGCUUUUUGACGUUUUCUUUGCCGAGUUUCCGUGGUUAUUUUUCUCGCGGCCCUUUUGUAAUUCUCGGUCUGACGGCGGCUUCCCUUCCGGUGGGGGCUGCGUCUUCUUUUCCUUUUUUAAAGAGUUGAGUUUUGUAUUCUAAGUAUCCACGCACCGGGCAGCGUCCUGCCCCCUCCCAAGUAUUUGCACAAUAUUUGUGCGGGGUGUGGGGGCGGGUUUUUAAAGCGUUUCCUCUCUCUCGGACAAGCACAGGGAUCCGUUCUCGGGUGUGGGGGGCUGGGGGCUCCUCCGUCCGUGUCCCACACCGUCAUGGCCCGCAUGAACCGGCCGGCCCCCGUGGAGGUGAGCUACAAGAACAUGCGGUUCCUCAUCACGCACAACCCCACCAACGCCACCCUCAGCACCUUCAUCGAGGACCUGAAGAAGUACGGGGCCACCACCGUGGUGCGCGUGUGCGAGGUGACCUACGACAAGGCCCUGCUGGAGAAGGACGGCAUCACCGUGGUGGACUGGCCCUUUGACGACGGGGCCCCCCCGCCCGGCAAGGUGGUGGAGGACUGGCUGAGCCUGCUGAAGGCCAAGUUCUGCGACGACCCUGGCAGCUGCGUGGCCGUGCACUGCGUGGCCGGCCUGGGACGGGCCCCGGUCCUCGUGGCACUGGCGCUCAUCGAGAGCGGGAUGAAGUAUGAAGAUGCCAUCCAGUUCAUCCGACAUGAAGCUGACGUACAAUAGGAUGUUAGUCCCAGUUAUGCCCCAGUGACCAGGCCGCACGUAACCCACACCCACCUGACCCAGCCAGUCACUAGAAUGUCACUGACUCGGCUCCUGUGAGCGACACGGGAAGGGAUGGAGACGUGCAUGUGGACGGGUACAGACUAGUCACGGGGUGAAGCCACUGUAUUAACCCACCAUCCAGGUUGGGGGCCUCCUCUGUGCCAGCCCCGUGUGCCACACCCCUGCCCCGAGUGCCUCGAGGACCCCAACAGGUGGGGGUGGGGGUGGCAGGCGAGGAGUUUGUCUAGGCCAGUGAUGGCGAACCUAUGA
Messenger RNA from Myotis brandtii (Brandt's bat), 1198 nucleotides. It is a transcript of the gene PTP4A3, whose product is annotated as protein tyrosine phosphatase type IVA, member 3. Gene Ontology annotation, cellular component: nucleus. The transcript has 5 exons. Gene Ontology annotation, biological process: protein dephosphorylation; endothelial cell migration. The coding region runs from base 464 to 886 and encodes 140 amino acids. The record is from RefSeq and is a predicted model, not a curated record. Lineage: Eukaryota; Metazoa; Chordata; Mammalia; Chiroptera; Vespertilionidae. Gene Ontology annotation, molecular function: protein tyrosine phosphatase activity.